Messenger RNA from Vespa crabro (European hornet), 9132 nucleotides. RefSeq lists its product as uncharacterized. The record is from RefSeq and is a predicted model, not a curated record. NCBI's taxonomy places the organism in Eukaryota, Metazoa, Arthropoda, Insecta, Hymenoptera, Vespidae. The transcript has 9 exons. Bases 437 to 2401 code for a protein of 654 amino acids.
UUCAAGCCGCGAACGAGGUAACUUGUGUCGUGAGAUAACUUAGAAUCCCCCCUUAACACGAUUAACCCUGUCUUAUUCUCGAAAGAUUUUUCAUUUUAACAUCUAUGCCACGACAUAUUUUUUAUUGUCGUUCUUUUCGCUGAUAUCCGCUGAUUGUUGAUUGUUGAAAGAUAUUAUCAUUGCUCAUAGUGAAAUAUCUCUAUAUCAGCUUUGUGAGUUCCUCAGUGAUAUUGUAAACACACGGUAGGGAGCCUGUUCCAAGGAACAUGAAUCCAAAACUUCAUUCGUCUUUUUACUCGGAGCGUCGCAACAUUCAGCGCCGUCAUAGCUGUUGUACGUUAACGUUAUACAUUACGCUGAUGUGCAUUAGAAGAAAGCUAAUGGAAUGAGCAAAUUCUAUGUUUACGUGUUUUAGGGUUGAAAAGAUGUCGCCGUGAUGUUACAUCGAAGCGCGUCGUCGCGACGCCGCCGGGCGUCACGAAGUGUUGCAAACUCGAGUCAUCCUGCUUCAUCUCCUACGAGCAGAGGACGUCGAGCAAGCGUUGCCACGGAAAAGCCUGAUCUUUUGACUCAGAUCAGUCCUUACAGCACGAUGGAAAGACAGAAAUCACCGAGAGGAAGCGUCGUACCGAAUAUAGCACUCGAUGUUGAAAAUGAUUUACCGGAAGAGGGCAGCGGUCGAAGGAUUUUACCAGAUCUGGAUUAUGGUGGAUCUCGCAACAAUUUAACAGCAGACAUUGCUCGAAGUCCACGUAACUCCUUGAUACCUGAGGAUUACUGUAGAAGUCCUCGUGGUUCUUUGAUACCCGAUUCUGGCCGAAGUCCACGCAACAGUCUGGUACCGGACAUAAGUAGAUCGGCCCGAAACAGUUUGACCCCGGACGCUCCUCAUAGUUCAAGACAUUCAUUGGUCCCCGACGUGGCUUACAAUCGCAGUCCACGAAAUAGUCUGAUACCUCUCGGUGGUUCAAGGACAUCUCUAAUGGCAGAAAAUGGAAAUAUAACGGGGAACCGUAGUCCCAGACACUCUUUGGUACCAGACUCGGGCAGAAGUCCACGCGGGAGCGUAGCAAAUCUGGAAUUUGAUCGUAGUCCACGUGGUUCUAUUUGUCCUGAAAUAGUUAGAACUGGAAGAACGGGUGCGACGACACCGUUAGAAAUCGAUAGAAGUCCACGAGGAUCCUUAAGUUCCGAAUGCGCGAAUCAGAGUCCACGAGGUUCGAUAGCACCGGAUCCUAAUCGUUCUCCAAGGGGUUCAAUCGCGCCGGAUCCAAAUCGUUCUCCGAGAGGGUCUAUUUGUCCCGAGGGAAAUCGCAGUCCACGUGGCUCAAUAGUUACCCACGAACAAGCAAAUAGAUCUCCUCGUGGCAGCAUUGUCGUUAACGAUUUGGAAAGGCAUUGCAGAGGUAUCGCUGGUCACAACGAUGAGGAAAACAGAAGUCCCAGGGGAAGUAUAGCUCCGGAGAGUAUCGACAGAAGUCCCAGGGGUAGCCUCGGUGGAGGACUGGAUAGAAGAAUUACCAAAAGCAAUUUGACAUUGCAGGAUCCGAGAAGAGCUUCCGCCGAUCAAGGAACUGUGAGAAGCCGUAGUUCCUCGCCCUAUCGUCAAAAGGAUAUGAAUUCUAGUAGCGUAAGAUCAGCAGGGAAUGGAGCUCAAAUUAAUCUCGCACACGGUGGGAAUUCUUGGACGGAAUCCAGACGAGCAAGUAGUUCCGUUUCUCAGUUUUCAGGUGACGAGUCGCGUCGAUUGUGCGCCGGAAUUAUCAAAAUACCAGAGAAGGGCACUUUGGAAACCGCAAAUCUCGGAGUGGCGACCUAUGGUUCCGUGGUCUUUCAACUGAAGGACGCCCAUCUCGAGGCCAACGGCACGUGCGACUUCGUUUUCCGUGCUCUGAGGGUCAUUAGCAAGACAAUGAUAGUUACCAUAUGUCUUGUGGUCCUUUCUACUAUGCCUAUUCUGAUGUUUAUUCUAGGUAUACAAUUCAUCAAAGACUGCCCGAGGGAACCACACAUUCCUCUCUACAUGUUGGUCGGUGGUAUUUUGGGCACCAUUAGAAUGUUUUGGUCACUUUACUCUCAAAUACGUUCCAGAAGACCAGAAGCUCUUACCGUUCCUAAUACCAGAUCUUAUGUUUCACCCACGAAGUUGAUUUCGAUAGCUCUCUCGUGCUUCCUCGUCGGUUGGUUUGCUUUAGGAAAUUAUUGGAUACUCAGCAUCGAAUGGCCGGAAUAUGCACCAAUGCUUUAUGAUCCCGACCGAUGGUGCCACAAAACGCUCUACAUAUUCUCUCUGGUUCAUCUCUGCAUUGUUUACGUGGCAAUAGCGGCGAGUCUUUUGCUCUCUCUUGGUCUAGCAUUUUGUAGAAUUUGUGCGUGUCCUUGGCCCGAAAGAUACAAAUAACCACGGCGUUCUAUUCGAUCGCCAGACAUUCGAGAGAAGUCAACGGCCAGUAAGAGAUACCAAGAUAGAGAUUUGCUCGGAGGAAAAAUGCUUAAAGUGGUGGAGGUAGAGGAAGACGAAGAGGAAGAGGGCUCAAACGAGCAAGGUAAUGAGGUCGUCCAGAAGUAUAGUAGUAAAGUACAGUUUCGUGCGCCUGAUAUCAUAGAGUUGUAAGGAACUAGGAAAAUGGGCGGAAGAUAAAUCGACUCCUUCCUGGUCGAUCUUAACGAGUUGGGCGGGGGACGGGGGAGGGCAUGGGCAGUAAGGGAGAGAUGGGACAAAAGGAGAAAAAAAAGUAGUACCUUGCUCGUUGAAUUUCAAACUAUCGGUCAAACUAGUAAAAAUAAAGUUCGCUCUUUAUCAAGGAAAGGAAAAAAAAAAGAAAAAAAAGAAAAAAAAAAGAAAAAAAAAGAAGAUCAUUGCUGCAUCGUAAAAAGUAUAUAACGAGUAUAAUAAGCGAUCUUUCGAUAAACUUUCGAAUUCAUUGUACGUAGAUCGUACGUGAUAAUUUUUCGAGUAAUCGAUACGUAUUAAUAGUACGACGUUAAUUGUGAAAACUUAGAGAAAUAAGAAAUAUAUGAUGGAGAUGGUAUAACGGAUAAAGAGGAGACGAAGGAAGAGGCUUGCGCAGGUAACGUAUUGUUAAGUAGAAAAGAUCCAUUAUAGCCGGACUGUUCUAACGCUUUAAUUAAAGAUAGAAAACAAGUGAUCCGUUUACCCGACGAACCAGCUGCGCAAGCUUUAUUAAAAGACGGACAAAGCAAUGAAAAUUUUCCUUUCGAAAUUCCUCGUGGAAUUGGCCAAAAUUAUGAUCGCAAAAUAAAGAGAGAGAGAAGCUUAAAGUUGAAGGAUCGAUAAGUGUCAACAGGCCACGCAUUUGUCCAUUCUGUAUCUAGUCGAUGGAGAAUGGAUUUUCGUAAGAAACGAAAUCGUUUUUACGAUAGUAACAAAUGUUCCUCUUUUUCUUCUUUCAAUCGAUGCGUGUUGAACACGCAAUGUUCGAUGGACCAAUACAAAACAAAAACAAAAAAAAAGAAAAAAAAAAAGAAACAAGAAAAGAAGUAGGAAGCACGUAACAACUAACGCAAGAAAAUUCCCGAUCUCGUUCAAUCCUUACAAAUUUUCCUUUAAGCCCGUGAUGUACAACAUUUUCUAUGAGAAUAUUGGUUGAAUCGAGUACGGUAUAUCCUAAAAUUCGUUACUUGAUUUAUUGAAAAGAUCCUUUCGAAGACGGAAAGAUUCGAACGUUGCAAUUUAGAUAUCACGAACUGAAACGGUUACGAUCGUUCCUUCGAAAUUUGAUUUCAACUUUUCAACGCGAUAUUCGUAACUUUCUUUAACACCGGACAAGCAUCGAUCGUUUCCGUCAUCGCGUCGUGGAUGUAAGUGCGAUAGGAAUAUAGUUUCUCGAUUUCUCUUGGCAACCAUCGAAGGUCGUAAGUAAGUGAAACUCUUUGAGCACAUACAUACGUGCUCGAUUCAACUUUUAAGAAAAGUGAGAAAGAAGGAAAGGAAAUCAAGCAAUGAACGUCUUUAUUUUUCUACGACUUUCUAAGGUCCCUGUGGAAAAGAUGGAGACUCAUUUUUUCUUCUUUCUUUUUCCUUAUUUCUCUGUGCGUUUAUAUGUUCCUCUCUCUCUCUCUCUCUCCCUCUCUCUCUCUCUUUCUCUUUUUCUUUCUCGCAUGGACGAAAUUAAAGUAUCAACGUAAGUGAUAACCCAUAUACAUAUAUCUAAGUUUUAUAUCUAUCAUCAAACGCAGAUAUAUUUUGAUUUAUGAUAGUCGAAAGAAUAGGUAAUUAUGCACGUAUAUUAUAUAUAUAUAUAUAUAUAUAUAUAUAUAUAUAUAUAUGUACCUAUGCACAGUCAAGUUUUUAUUUUGGCAAAGAUCCAAUGCGGCAAACAUCGCUCUCCCCUUAUCUACAAAGUCUUUAGCGGUCUUCUGCAAGAACUCGUCAUGCUGAAAAAUCAACGUCAAUUAAAAUUUAUAUUAAUGCUUUCAGCAAUAUAGAGAACUUAUCUACCUACUUACACAUACACACCCAAUACAUUUAUACAUUGUAUAAUGUUUUAGUCCAAGAAUAGGGGAGACGAGCUUGAUAUUUGCGAAUGACAUAAGCGUAAAUAUAUAUGUAUAUAUAUAUAUAUCUACAUAAGUACAUAUAUGUAUGUGUACAAUCGGUAAGCGUCCGGUUAAAGCGUUGCUUCUCCUAUGCUCACGUAGCUAAAUACGUACGUAAUGGAGUAUUAUUAUACCAGUAUUAUACUCUUCUCUUUGUGCAAAUUUGCACGAUAAUCAUACGAUAAAGCAUACGUCUUUUUCCAUAUUUUUUUUUUCGUAUUCCUUUUAUAUUACGACUAUGCAGUGGUUCGACAACGGGUCCAUAUAUUUCAUUGUUCGUACGAGUACUUAUCUAUAUAUCGUAGAAUAUAUAUAUAAUAAUUAUUCAAGCUUUAUACGAUCUUGCUGCAAGAUCUUGGUGUAAAAUGUUUUUCUUUCCAUUAGCAGAGUGUCAACUAUUUCAUCGGUGAAAUUCAUCAACGAUUACCUUUAUUGGCAAACAAAUGAUACGAGAAAAUCUUUUCUUUUAAAAAAGGCCAAAGGUUAUCUCGUUAUCUUUCAACGAAUCGAUAGAUAAAAGGUAAGAAAAGAAACGAAAUAAAUGUACACUGACACGAGCAUUGGCAUGCUAUAUGUAUUAUAUAUCGACUGCUCAUGCAAUGGAAAACUUACGAUAUAUCUGGAUAUACAUAUAAUAUAGAUAUACAAAUACAUAUAUAUAUAUAUAUAUAUACAUAUAUAUAUAUAUAUAGACACACACACACAUUACCUACAUUUACACAUACCUUAACACAUAUAACAUACGCAAAGAAGAACUUUAUUCUGGUUUUAUAUAGAACAAUUUUCUAACCAUCGAAAAGACUCGAAAUGUAAUAAAAUAUCCACGUAAUCCUUUCGAUGGUGAGCGCACAAAGAGAAUGAGAAAGAGGAUAUGGAUCUAUCCCCUUAUAGAUGUAAGAGAAUAUAAAAUGUUUUCGCAAUCAAUUUGCAUUAUUUUUAGAAUAGAGAGUUUAUUUAUUUUUAUACCGAAUGGUUCGAUAGCACCCGAUUAUAAUUCGAUCGUUAUUCCGCGAAUAAAAGAGAGCUAAUUGUUUUGGUUCCUUAAGAGUUUAAAAAAUCGUUCGUAAAUCGUUGUUAAUUUUAUGAUCGGUUGAUCAUCGAUUUUCGUCAAAGAGAUUUGAAUUUGAUAUACGUAUGUGGUACACGUAAAUAAAUUUUACGUUUGUAAUUGUUCGAAAGAAAAGACGGGCGUUUUAAAAUGAACAUAAAGUAUAAUUACGCGUGUCGAUGGGCACAUGUAUUACACGCGUGUAAUUAAUCAUUCUAUAAUCGCGCACAGUCGCGUAUCGUGGUCCAGGCUUUAACGUAGAAAACGCACCCUCCGCGUAACACGCCGAAGAACUUUGUCGAUUUGUGUUGUAAGAGAGAGAUAUAUAUAUAUAUAUGUAAUAACGAAUUAGCUAUGUAAUACUAUUGUACUUGCAACGAGGCCGACGAUGAAACCUAAAGCGAAUAAUAAAAUCAACGUCAAGUUAGAGUACGACAUUGUCGUCCUAGGAUGCGACCCGAACAAACGCGUCGUCUUUUAUAAUUAUUAUUUUUUAAUGUUUUUCGGUAGUAUAGAAAGAAAAAGGAUAGGGAAUUACCGUCGCAUUAUUACUCUUAGGAUUUGCGAAUAGAUUUUUUAUAAUGUUUUUCCUAUUCUAUCGCUAUUUUCCAAGGUACAAGUUAAUCGAAUCAAGGGUAUAUAACUGCGUCCUGGGACGAAUACGUCAAUUUUUGGCUUUUAUACGCAUGCGAGCGUCUAUCGAAACACGAUCGAGAAAAGAUCUAAUAUGUAAUAACAUAUUUGAAUUUUCUUCGAUUCAUAAAAUUUUAAGCCACGCGUUAAACGUAUUUCGUUAGAUGAUCUAUCUACUGUCAGCUUAUCGUUAGAAAUAUAUGCCAGAUACGUCCGGCCGGUAAAAUUUAUUAUUCGAUGUUAAAAAGAUCGAUGGAUGUUCGCUCGGUUUUAUAAUAAAUGUCGUCGCGGGAGGAUGUGUAAUAUAAUCGUAUUAAACGAUUGUAUAUUAAUGUAAAAUUAUUUGUUCUACGUAAUCGUGGUUGUUAAUAUAUAGAGAGUAUAUUUAUAUUUUUAUUUAUUCAUAUAGAUUAUAAACAUAUAUGUAUAUUAAAGUUAGAGACAAAUUGGAAAUAUUUAAUGAAGUAUUUAACGAGCGCGGCGCAGAUCGGACGAACAUCCCUCUCGCAUUUAUUUAGACUAGCAUAAAUUACCGAAGCAACGAUUUGUCAUUCGAAUAAAAAUCUAGCUUUCCUAUUACAUGUACGUAGACAACAGACAGACUCGAUUUUUAUCACACAAAGCAUAUCGAAUCGUAAUUUCGUAAUACACGUGUCCACGUUGACGACUUAAAGGGUCCAAUCAUUGCUCCGAAUCACGAUCAGCAUUUUUCAUUGAGACACAAACGAGCUCCUCUCGUCACUUUUAUUGAGAUCUUGUGUAUGCGGUUUGAAAAAAAUUCAUCUCCAAUAUUUCAGAUUUAACGAACGUGCUUAAAUGCAAAAUAGCGAAUAUUUUAUAUAAAUGAUAUCUCGAUCGCGUUUUUCGAUUUUUUAAAUGUUCAAUCGUAAAGCAUAUCACUUUAACACAUAUCAUUUUAACGACUCAAGACUCCAUCGAAGAUUAUAUUAUACGAUUAAUAAUGAAAUCUAUAAUCAUUGUCCAUUUAGAAACAUGAAAAGAAAUCAACGUUAAUAAAAUACGCGAACCGGAUUCCUUAAAUUUCUCUUCUUUUUUUCGCAAUACACAUAAAUGCAUUUCUCUGAAAAUGCUAUCUCGAAAUAGAAAUGGAAUGAAAACAUUAAUAUUAUUGAUAAACAUGCUAUAUCGAUCCUAACGUUGCCGUUAAUUUAAUCAUAUCGUCUCGAUAACUUAAAGAAUAAAAUUGUGCCGAGUGCUUAAUGUGUGUGCGCGCGCGCGCGUGUGUGUGUGUGUGUGUGUUGGUAGGAGAAAAAGAGAAAGACAGCCGAGCAACGUAAAAACUUAUCUUGUUUUUAUGCUAAAUUGAAUUUAGUAUAGUUUUGCCGAUGAAAGGACGUCGACGAUAAGUAAAAGAUAAAAUCUUUUGCACGCAUAGAAUUCGUCGGUUCACAAAAACGCCUUUAUUCGGAUAAGCUAGAGUCGUCUUUGUGUACACGAAGAGAACGUAUCUUCGUCUUAAAAAGCAUUCGAUCGAUUGAAACAUUUUUACAGAUAUAAAAAAAUUGUGUAAAAAUGGUGAAAAUCGUGUAUCAUUGUUAACAAUCGUAACUUCUUAUGUUGAACGUUGAGCUGACAAAGCGAAAGCUUCCUUUAAAUCGCGUCAUUAUAUUAUACAAUUUCUAUGUUAUCAAAGUUCUUUUCGUAUAUCUAAACUUCGUCAAAGAUGGAAAUCCGCAUAGAUAAAUCACAUAACGUUCGAAUCGGGAUUGGAAAUGAUAUCCGAUAGUAAAAGGAUCAUUUAUAAAAGAGACGAAUCGAGCGAUUCAGGCUUACAAAUAAUAUCGCAUAUCUACGAUAACAGACCAUACAGUACAUAUAUAUGAUGUAAACGAAUAUGAUAUUCCCAUAGGUAUAUUAAGAUCAUAAAUUAGAUUUAUUAACUGUAUCGUGUAUUUCUUUAUACGUAUAUCGUGCGUACGAUCUAACGAAUUGAUUGUAAACGAUACAGUAAAUAUAUAAUAACAACAAUAAUAAUAAUAAUAAUAAUAAUAAUAAUAAUAAUAAUAAUAAUAAUAAUAAUAAUAAUAAUACUGUAGCAACAAUAAUAAUACAAAAAGUUAUUUGUAACAUUAACUCUAAAAAAAAUUACAGAAAUAGAAAAAUGUCUACGUGAAAUGCGCAGACGUGGCGCAUUUUAAUUCUCGUUUAAUCAUAAAUUUUAUUUGUUCGCAAUUUACGCAUACACAUACUUACUUACCUCUUACCUGUAUCUCAGAGCAACGGGAUACUUCAUUCUACGUAUGCUUUAAUUAUGCACGCUUCGAGUUGCCGGCGUCGAUGUCUACCAUUACCUUUCGUCUGAAUUGCACCAUUCUGGUUAUCGGAUUUCCUAUUCAUCCAUAGACAAAGCCCAUUGAUAGACCAACUAAUCGACCAAAGACAGCAUCCAAGGACAACAUGAGGGUCGAACCAUUCCAUUUCUCUUAAUACAUAUACAUUUGUAUACAUGUAUAUGAAUAUAAACGUUAUCACGAUAACGUAGGAGUUCGGUUUAUUACAAAGUUGAGAUAAUUCUUGAUAUGUAAAGAUGGUAUAGCAACAAGAUUCGGUCGAUUCGUUAACCAAAUAAAAAUAAUUGGAUCUAGUCCCGAUCGACCAACGUGGAUUAAAGCCAAAAAAUAUGGAAUUCGAUCUAAAUGUAAAUGGCCAUCGUGUGAUAAUGUAUCUAACUCAUAAAAAAAAAAAAGGUAAGACUUGUGAAAAACAUGCGACUCAAGAGACCCCCAAACGUUGGACGUUUUUCGAUCGGAUAAAAAACUUGACAAAUUCAUUGAUUAAAUUUAAUGGCUUACGUGCAUGUAUAUACAUACAUAUGUGGAUACGUAAAAUUCAGAAGCGUUAUAGAAAUAAAGUAAACGUAGACAUGGCAA